Molecule: messenger RNA, 498 nt
Organism: Ruditapes philippinarum (Manila clam)
Lineage: Eukaryota; Metazoa; Mollusca; Bivalvia; Venerida; Veneridae
Product: phosphatidylcholine translocator ABCB4-like
Exons: 3
Coding region: 16-492 (158 amino acids)
Molecular function (GO): ATP binding; ATPase-coupled transmembrane transporter activity; ATP hydrolysis activity
Source: RefSeq, a predicted model, not a curated record
GUAUGGUAAAUAUCGAUGAAUGUAUUUCAGGUUCUGAAAAGUUUUAACAUGAAUGUAAGAUCUGGUGAGACGGUUGCUUUAGUUGGUCCAAGCGGUUGUGGCAAGUCAACAGCUGUGAAUCUUGUACAACGAUUUUAUGAUCCUGACAGAGGGAGUGUUUCAAUUGAUGGUCGGGACAUUCGCGGAUUGAACUUGAAAAGUCUACGUAACAAAAUCGGCGUUGUCUCUCAGGAGCCUAUCCUGUUUGGCAUAUCAAUUAAAGAGAACAUACUGCUAGGACAACCCAAUGCCAGAUACGAGGAAGUUGUACGGGCGGCGAAAGAGUCCAACUGUCAUGAUUUCAUAAUGGCAUUACCUCAGGGCUAUGACACUUUGGUCGGAGAAAGAGGUGCCCAACUAUCAGGCGGCCAGAAACAGAGAGUUGCAAUUGCUAGAGCGCUCAUCAGAGACCCGAAGAUAUUACUUCUGGAUGAGGCGACAUCAGCACUAUGAACACAA